Molecule: messenger RNA, 4153 nt
Organism: Diospyros lotus (date-plum)
Lineage: Eukaryota; Viridiplantae; Streptophyta; Magnoliopsida; Ericales; Ebenaceae
Product: N6-adenosine-methyltransferase non-catalytic subunit MTB
Exons: 7
Coding region: 371-3895 (1174 amino acids)
Cellular component (GO): nucleus; RNA N6-methyladenosine methyltransferase complex
Molecular function (GO): mRNA binding; methyltransferase activity
Source: RefSeq, a predicted model, not a curated record
UCAAACAAAUUAACAAUUUCCAAAAAUGUGCCAAAUCCCUAAGCCAAAUUCGAGCAAAGCCCAGACCUCUUGGUUUUCAUCUCCCUUCUCCGGCGUUCAUCUCCGGCGUCGUUGCCAUUCUCCGCCGUCCACCGGUUGCCGGAUGAAGAAGAAGAAGCAGCAGCAGUGAAAGGAGGAAGAUGAAGCAGCAGCAACAGCAACAGCCAAAGGAAGAAGAUGAAGCAGCAGUCGGUCGCCGGUCGAAUCCAAUGUUCUUUUUCUGAGCAUUUUUUGCCAUUUAAACUGAAGAGGAAUAUAUGCUUUGAGCAUUUGAGGGCCCUUUUUUGUUACGGGUUCACCUGAAUUUAUUCAGCGCUGUGUAAAACCUGCAAUGGAGGAUGUUACAGAUAUGACAAGUGAUAAAGUGAAGGAUAUAGAGGAAUGGGAUGGUGAUGAUAAGAGGAAACAACGGUCAAGCAAGUCAAAAAAGCCAGGGAAUGGAGAAGAGGCUGAAGGAUUAGAUGGCAGUGGAAGAAGGAGAAGUGCCGGGGACAGAAGUGAGAGCAGAAAGAGGUCACUUGGCUCAAGCAGAGAAAAUGUUGAUAUAGAUGAUAGUGAAUCAAGAAAAGAAUCACGUUCAAAGCAGAUGAAGGAGAGUCAAGAGGAGAGUACAUUGGAGAAACUAAGCAGUUGGUAUCAGGAUGGAGAACAAGAGAAUAAGUAUGAUGGCAUAGAGAGGUCCGUUAGUCGAGGACCUGGUCAAGCUGACGAAGGUGAGAGAAAGAAAUUGACCCCGAAGUUCUCAGAUCAUGACUCUUCCCAGAGCAGGAUCAGGGGAAAAGAUGAUAGAUUAAAUGACAGAGAGUUUGAAAAGUCACUAAACAGAGAUUCCAGACAUUCAGAAAGGAAGGAAACAAAUCAAGAAAAGGAUCAUGGAUCUUCUGAGCAGGGAAGAAGCCAAAGGAGAAGAUGGGAUGAUUCUGAUGCUGUGAAAAAAGCUGAAGAAGGUUACCUUGUGGAAAAAUUUGAUACAAAAUGUGGUAUAAAGCAAGACAGUGCUGGUGAAAGAAGUAUGACUGCAGCAAUUGAGCUGGGUCACAGUAAAAGUAGAGCUUUGGAUUCUAGUGAAAGGGGCAUAAAAUCCCAUGACAGGGAAGCAAGAAGAAUUGAUUCUGAGAGCAGUAAGAGCAAGGGCAGGACAGAGGCUGCAGAAGAUGACAAUAAGCGAAGUCCUUUGACUCAUGAAGAAAGAUCAGGUAAAGAGAGGUUUGAGAAGCAUAGACAGCAGAGAGGUUCCACUAGUCGGGAUAUUGCAAGUCAUGAGAGGCCUUUUAACACAGAUGAGGAUGGUACAUGGAUGAGAGAAAAAAGUAGAAGAGAAGGAGGCCACUCUAGAAGAUCCAAGACCCCAGAGAGGAGUGGAAGGCAAUAUCAUGAAACAGAAAAUCUUGAGAUGAAUUAUGAAAGAGGUGCAUCUAAGAGAAAAGAAUUAGAAAAGGACGGAUUCAGGGAUGAUAAAUUGAAAGGAAGAGAUGAUAGCUGGAGUGACUGGAAAAGGGACCAGGAAGGAUAUAAGGAUAAUUGGAAAAGGAGACAGCCCAGUGGUAAUGAGAAGGAUACCAAAGAUGGGGAUAUGGAUUAUGAUCAUGGCAGAGAAUGGGAGUUGCAGAGACAUGGUUAUGAUAGGACUGAUAAUGAAAGGCGCCAUAGUCGUUCUGGAGGUAGAAAAGAUGGAGGCAGGACUGGUGCUGUGAAAACCUCAUCAAAUUAUGGAAUUUCAAAUGAGAAUUACGAUGUGAUAGAAAUCCAAACUAGACCCUUUGAUUAUGGAGGAGAGGAAUCCAGAUUCUCAUUUGCCCGGAGAACCGAAACUCCUCAGCAACCUGAUAAAAUUUUGGUGUCAAAUGAUGAGCAGGCAUAUACACAGGAGGACAGAGCAAGAAAGGUUGAUUAUCAGGGGACUGGGCCUGGAGGUGAUGAUUUACAGGAUGGGUUUAUGAAUGAUGGUCCUAUGCGAGAUCAGAACUCUUGGAAGGAUGAAAAUGACUUUCAGGGUGGGAAAACCAGAGGCCAGGAAGGUGUUACGUCCAAUUUCCCUUCCGGGGGCCAAAGUUAUAGUAGCAGCUCCCUGAAUCCACAAGGAAACCAGGAAUCAGGUUCCUAUAGUCGAGCUUUUCAACAGGGAGCUAAAGGGGGCAGAGUUGGAAGGGGAGCAAGGGGUAGGACCACUGGGAGGGACAACCAACCAUUUGGAAUCCCAAUGCCCAUAAUAGGGCCACCUUUUGGACCACUAGCAAUGCCCCCACCUGGACCAAUGCAAUCGCUAACUCCAGGCAUGUCUCCUACUCCAGGUCCUCCAAUUUCCCCUAGUGUCUUCAUUCCCCCAUUUUCACCACCUGUUGUUUGGCCUGGAGCUCGAGGUCUUGAGAUGAACAUGCUAAGUGUUCCCCCAGGUCUCUCACCUGUUCCUCCUGGACCAUCAGGGCCAAGAUUUCCCCCUAAUCUAGGAAACUCACCUAAUCCUGCUUUCUUUUUUAAUCAACCCGGCCCUGGAAGAGAACCACCAAACAUAUCUGCACCUGGUCUUAAUGCUGUGGUGCCAGUUGGACGAGGACAGACACCGGAUAAAGCUUCUGGGAGUUGGGUUCCUCCUAGAACUAAUGGACCCCCUGGCAAAGCUCCUUCCAGAGGAGAGCAAAAUGAUUACUCCCAGAAUUUUGUUGACACGGGUAUGCGGCCCCAGAAUUUCAUUAGGGAACUAGAGCUCACUGCUGUUGUGGAGGACUACCCUAAGCUUAGGGAGCUUAUACAAAAGAAGGAUGAGAUUGUAGCCAAAUCUGCUUCUCCUCCAAUGUAUUAUAAGUGUGACCUUCGUGAACAUGUGCUGUCACCAGAAUUUUUUGGAACUAAAUUUGAUGUCAUUCUCGUAGAUCCCCCAUGGGAGGAAUAUGUUCAUCGAGCUCCUGGUGUCACUGAUCACAUGGAGUACUGGACAUUUGAAGAAAUAAUGAAUCUUAAGAUUGAGGCAAUAGCUGACACACCUUCUUUUGUUUUCCUCUGGGUUGGUGACGGUCUGGGCCUUGAGCAGGGCCGCCAAUGUCUGAAGAAAUGGGGCUUUCGUAGGUGUGAGGAUAUAUGUUGGGUGAAAACUAACAAAAGUAAUGCAACUCCAGGAUUGCGUCAUGAUUCUCAUACUUUGUUUCAGCGCUCAAAGGAACAUUGCUUGAUGGGCAUUAAAGGAACUGUUCGUCGCAGCACAGAUGGUCACAUAAUCCAUGCCAACAUUGAUACUGAUGUGAUUAUAGCUGAGGAGCCUCCUUAUGGCUCAACCGCAAAACCUGAAGAUAUGUACCGAAUAAUUGAGCAUUUUGCUCUUGGCCGUAGGAGGGUUGAACUCUUUGGUGAAGACCACAACAUCCGAUCAGGAUGGUUGACCAUGGGUAAAGGAUUAUCAUCAUCAAAUUUCAAUGCUGAGGCAUAUAUCAGGAACUUCUCCGAUAGGGAUGGGAAAGUUUGGCAGGGAGGUGGAGGACGGAAUCCACCACCAGAGGCACCUCAUCUUGUUUUGACAACAUCCGAAAUAGAAGCUCUUCGGCCCAAGUCGCCAAUGAAGAACCAGCAGCAACUGCAGCAGUCCGCAUCUAUCUCUUUGACAACUGCUGGUUCCACCAACCGACUGACAACUGGUAAUUCGCCUCAGAAUCAUAACGUUUUUAGCCUGAAUCAAGAAGGAUCCAGCUCUAAUUUUUCCACUCCAGGUCCCUGGGCUUCAUCAAUGGAGACCUAUAAAGGCGGAAAUAUUGGUGGUCCUGAACAUGAGAGGCAUUUUGACAUGUAUGGUUACAAUGUGUCUAGUGGGCAGGCAAAUCCAGACUAUCGAGACUAUGAAACACACAGAGCAAUGAAUUUUCUGUAGCUAAACUCGCAGAACAAAUUUUGCUGCAAUGGAAUGGUCCUUCCAUCCUGCCCCAUUCUGUAGUGUAAAUGGUAAGGAAAUGCAUUUAUACAGAAUAUUGUGUGUAGUUCCAGGUCUGGUGUAUGAAGAAGCUAUGGUCUGCCUGAGAUUUUGCUUUUUGCUGGAAUUUUGCCAGGGCUAAAUUAGCUUCUGUUUGGGCCAUCUGUCCAAGUGUCAACUCUAAUAAAGUCGAUGGUUUUGAACUUUGUCUUAGAAGAA